CUCCAGAACCCCGCCAAUUCCCCCUUGUCAUUCAAAAACACUAGAACCUCCUAGAAACCCUUCCUCCCCUUUCUUAUAUAAAUAACCACCUCCUUCAUUUUCUUCACUCAGAUCAAAUUAAUUUCUGCAUCCACAAAACUAUUCGAAAAUCUCUCUCUCUCUCCUCUUUCUCUCUCUAAUAACCGUCGUUAGCAGAUCUUCUUAAUUGUUUUCCAAUUCGAUGGCGGAAGUUCAGAUGGCCGACGUGGAGACGUUCGCUUUCCAGGCGGAGAUCAACCAGCUUCUGAGUUUGAUCAUCAACACAUUCUACAGCAACAAGGAGAUCUUCCUCCGCGAGCUGAUCAGCAAUUCGUCCGAUGCCUUGGAUAAGAUCAGAUUCGAGAGCCUGACCGAUAAGAGCAAGCUCGAUGCUCAACCGGAGCUGUUUAUCCGACUUGUUCCGGACAAGGUUAAUAAGACGCUCUCCAUUAUCGACAGUGGUAUCGGCAUGACUAAAGCAGAUCUGGUGAACAACUUGGGCACAAUUGCAAGGUCUGGCACAAAAGAAUUUAUGGAGGCAUUGCAGGCAGGUGCUGAUGUCAGCAUGAUUGGGCAAUUCGGUGUCGGUUUCUACUCUGCAUAUCUUGUUGCGGAGAAAGUAAUCGUCACCACAAAGCACAACGAUGAUGAACAGUACAUUUGGGAAUCACAAGCUGGCGGUUCCUUCACCGUCACAAGAGAUGAUGAUGGUGAGCAGCUUGGCAGAGGAACCAAAAUCACCCUCUUCCUAAAGGAGGAUCAGCUGGAGUACCUCGAGGAGAGGAGAAUUAAAGAUCUUGUGAAGAAGCACUCCGAGUUCAUCAGUUACCCGAUUUACCUCUGGACUGAGAAGACAACCGAGAAAGAGAUCAGCGACGAUGAAGAAGAAGUUGAUUCGAAGAAGGAAGAAGGUGAUGUUGAGGAAAUUGACGAGGAAAAGGAGAAAGACACAGGCAAGAAAAAGAAGAUCAAGGAAGUUUCCCACGAGUGGGAUCUAAUCAACAAGCAGAAGCCGAUUUGGCUUCGCAAGCCAGAAGAAAUCACGAAAGACGAGUACGCCUCUUUCUACAAGAGCUUGACCAACGAUUGGGAGGACCACCUAGCGGUCAAACACUUCUCCGUUGAGGGUCAGCUCGAAUUCAAGGCUAUCCUCUUCGCACCAAAGCGGGCCCCGUUCGACCUCUUCGACACCCGCAAGAAGAUGAACAACAUCAAACUCUAUGUAAGGAGAGUGUUCAUCAUGGACAACUGCGAGGAGCUGAUUCCAGAGUACCUCAGUUUCAUUAAAGGUGUAGUUGACUCUGAUGACCUGCCUCUCAACAUCUCCCGCGAGACUUUGCAGCAGAACAAAAUCCUCAAAGUUAUUCGGAAAAACAUUGUGAAGAAGUGCAUUGAAAUGUUCAAUGAGAUCGCGGAGAACAAAGACGACUACACAAAAUUCUACGAAGCUUUCUCAAAGAACCUGAAGUUGGGCAUACAUGAAGACAGUCAGAACAGAGCUAAGCUGGCUGAUUUGCUGAGAUACUACUCGACCAAGAGCGGUGAUGAAAUGACAAGCUUGAAAGACUAUGUGACAAGGAUGAAGGAAGGACAGAAGGAUAUUUACUACAUAACCGGUGAAAGCAAGAAAGCCGUAGAAAAUUCGCCUUUCUUGGAAAAACUUAAAAAGAAGGGUUACGAAGUGGUCUACAUGGUUGAUGCAAUAGACGAGUAUGCCGUCGGGCAACUGAAAGAGUACGAUGGUAAAAAAUUGGUUUCGGCUACUAAGGAAGGACUGAAACUCGAAGAUGAAACCGAGGAAGAAAAGAAGAAAAGGGAGGAGAAAAAGAAGUCGUUCGAGAGCCUAUGCAAGGUGAUUAAAGACAUACUUGGCGACAAAAUCGAGAAGGUUGUUGUCUCGGACAGGAUUGUGGAUUCGCCUUGCUGUCUAGUGACAGGGGAGUACGGCUGGACGGCGAAUAUGGAGAGGAUCAUGAAGGCGCAGGCCUUGAGGGACAGCAGCAUGGGAUCGUAUAUGUCGAGCAAGAAGACUAUGGAGAUAAAUCCGGAUAAUGGGAUAAUGGAGGAGCUUAGGAAGAGAGCUGAGGCGGAUAAGAACGAUAAGUCGGUUAAGGAUCUGGUGAUGCUGCUCUUCGAGACUGCGAUGUUGACUUCCGGGUUUAGUUUGGACGAACCGAAUACUUUUGCUGCGAGGAUUCAUAGGAUGCUGAAGCUGGGUUUGAGCAUUGAUGAAGAUGAUGCCGAUGGUGGUGAGGAUGCUGAUGUGGCCAAUCUGGAGGAGGAUGCGGUUAACGAGGAAAGCAAAAUGGAGGAGGUUGAUUGAUUGAAUAAUGGUUCGGCUUGGAAGAGAUUUGUAGUGGUGUUUUCUUUUUCUUUUUUCCUUGUAGUUUUCAUUUUUGAGUCUGGUUGUUGAGUCAUGAGUGAACCUUUGAUAAGUGUCCGGUAUAAAAAAAUGUUGUUGUUUCUGCAAAGUAUAACGCAAGUAUUGUUUUUUUGUUUAGAUAA
Erythranthe guttata (spotted monkey flower) is the source of this 2523-nucleotide messenger RNA. Its product is annotated as heat shock protein 83. Gene Ontology annotation, molecular function: ATP hydrolysis activity; ATP-dependent protein folding chaperone; ATP binding. Lineage: Eukaryota; Viridiplantae; Streptophyta; Magnoliopsida; Lamiales; Phrymaceae. The record is from RefSeq and is a predicted model, not a curated record. Gene Ontology annotation, biological process: protein folding.